Molecule: messenger RNA, 2106 nt
Organism: Bombus huntii
Lineage: Eukaryota; Metazoa; Arthropoda; Insecta; Hymenoptera; Apidae
Gene: L2HGDH
Product: L-2-hydroxyglutarate dehydrogenase, mitochondrial
Exons: 9
Coding region: 478-1806 (442 amino acids)
Molecular function (GO): (S)-2-hydroxyglutarate dehydrogenase activity; (S)-2-hydroxy-acid oxidase activity
Source: RefSeq, a predicted model, not a curated record
UACGUAAAUAAAGAAAAAUAAAUUCAGAUUGCUAGAUUCUCGAUUGCAUCGCCUUGUGUCUCAUAAUUUUAAUUAAAAUAACAAAAUAAGUUUAUUUAUUUCUUUCUACAUCGAUUCUCUCCUUCGCUUUAAAUCGAUAAGAUAAAAUUCAUGUAUCCACGUGCAAGGAUAAUUACGAACUUAAUGAUAUGAAAAGAAACCCGUAGAGGCGCCACAUACUAGGUAAUACUACACAACUUUAUCAAGCGACAUCAGGCACACACUGAAAAUUGACGUCACAACUAUGCAUAUAUUUGUUGGUUCGGUAAGAGAAUGCUUCAUGGUCCGCUUGGUUAUUCUUCCUUCAUUGUUGGUUAACGCACGUGCUUUUUAUCAUAUCUGUAUAUGUACACCAUGUUAAAAAUAUCAUUGAAAAUUUGGUAAUGCAAAUUAACCAAAGUAAAAUUUCAUGUGGUUGAUCAUCGUACAAAAUCAAAUAUGUUUGCAUUAUUGACAAAAAGAAUUUUGUUACCGCAACUUAUUUGUGCAUAUCGUUGUAGAUCCACUUCCAGUGCAGAAUCAUGUGGCGCGUUCGAUUUAGUUAUCGUUGGAGGUGGCAUUGUUGGAUGCGCCACUGCACGAGAAAUGUUAAUAAGACAUCCUAACUUAAAGAUGGCGAUCGUUGAGAAAGAAAACGCUCUGGCGAUGCAUCAAACAGGACACAAUAGCGGUGUAGUACACGCUGGAAUUUAUUACAAACCUGGCAGUAUGAAAGCAAAACUAUGCGUGGAAGGAUUAAAGCUAUCCUAUGAAUACUUCUGCAAACACGAUAUACCUCACAACAAAGUUGGAAAACUUAUAGUAGCUCAAAAUAAAGACCAAAUUAAACAAUUGGACGAUUUAUAUGAUCGAGGAAUAAAAAAUAACGUACCGGAUCUCCAAUUAGUUGAGAAAGAUUGUAUAUCGAAAUACGAAGCUAAAUGUCAAGGAGAAAAAGCAUUAUGGUCACCGUGGACAGGUAUCGUCGAUUGGGCGGUGGUUUGUAAAUAUUUUGCCAAUGAAUUUCAAAAAAUGGGUGGGAAAGUAUAUUUAAAUUACGAAGUUACCGGUUUCUCGGAAAUGACAGAAUCCAAAGGCAAGGAAGAAUUAUCUCCGAUUUUAGUACAAUCGAAAGAUAAAUGUAUCCCGACAAAAUAUGUGUUAACGUGUGCUGGUUUACACUCGGAUCGUCUAGCAGUAAUGACAGGAUGUGAUCUUAGUCCACGUAUCGUUCCAUUCCGAGGCGAAUACUUAUUGCUGAGCGAUAGCAAAAGGCAUUUAUGCACCACCAAUAUAUAUCCUGUUCCAGACCCUAGAUUCCCAUUUUUGGGCGUUCAUUUUACUCCUAGAGUCAAUGGCGAAAUAUGGCUUGGACCAAACGCAGUUUUAGCAUUUGCCAGAGAGGGUUAUCGGUGGCGCGAUAUAAAUAUAAGAGACUGUAUAGAAAUGGCAAAAUUUCCCGGAUUGUAUAAACUCUGUUUCCGGUACUUUAUACCAGGAUGCAAAGAAAUGAUUAAAUCAAUUUUUUAUCCACUUGCACUCAGAGAUUUGCAAAAAUUUAUUCCCGAAGUAUCCUUUAGAGACGUAAAAAGAGGACCAGCGGGUGUUAGAGCACAGGCAUUGGACAAUAAUGGUAAUUUAGUAGACGAUUUUGUAUUCGAUGGAGGGAAAGGUAGUAUCGGUGGUAGAGUGAUGCAUUGUCGUAACGCACCUUCUCCAGCGGCAACCAGCGCCAUGGCAAUAGCUAAAUUUAUUGCCGAUAAACUGGAAACCGAUUUCAAGCUUUAACGAGUCUGUAAACUUUAAUCUUUAGUUAGAAGGAAUUUUAAAUAAUGAAUACUCAAAUUCAUUGUGUCCAAUAAUACAUGCAAAAUUGAAAAUUUAUGUUUUAUAAGUAUGUGCGAAAAUGUAUGCACGAGAAUAACUUGUGCUCAUGACUCGUGUAUAUGUAAAUCGUAACAUGCAAAAAAACAUAUUUUGUGUUUUUUAUGGAACAAAACAUUCGUAUUACGAAGGACAUUCUCUAAAAAUAAUAUUUUAACUUUAUGUCACAAUAUUAUUAUAACAAGAUACAAUAAUUCUACUAUC